GUUAGUUUCUAUAAACCUACACUCUGAAAUGCUUCUCCUCCUUGUUCUUUUUAUCAACUCUGUUGCAGGCGAAAGUGAAACAGCACCUUACCAAGUUUUGAAAGAGCAUGAUGGUUGGGAGGAGAGAGAGUUCCCAACCACUAAAUGGAUAUCAACCAAAGUGGUUUCAAAAGAGGGUGUUCAAGACUCACCAGAACAUUCUAAAGCCUUCAGAAAACUGUUCAACUACAUUGACGGUCAAAACUCACAGGGGCUAAAAAUACCCAUGACAACUCCAGUCACGGAAAAGAUAUUUUUAAGUGAUUCCGGAAGCAAUUUCACAAUGUCCUUCUACAUCCCAUCCAAUCUACAAAACAAUCCUCCUUUACCAAAGGACUCAACGGUCUUCAUUGAAGAGCGAGCAGCGAAUAAGCACGUGCACUGGUCAAAGGUGGUGUCAAAGAGGUUUGGAGGUAGACCUGAUGAUGCUGAAUACAGUAUUCAGGCUGAAGAGCUCUAUCUGCUGGCGGUCAGAGCAGGGCUAGAUGUUUCUAUUAUUCCUCGUUGGACUGCUGGCUAUGAUGCUCCGGAUGUUGUGAACAACAGAAGAAAUGAAGUUUGGUUGCAAAUCAGAAGUAGUUAAUUAAGAAAUUGAGUUUUAGCCACAAAACUCUUAAUUUUCCCAUCUCUGAAUAUAUUUCAAACUACGAAGUAA
Molecule: messenger RNA, 694 nt
Organism: Eurytemora carolleeae
Lineage: Eukaryota; Metazoa; Arthropoda; Copepoda; Calanoida; Temoridae
Product: heme-binding protein 1
Exons: 5
Coding region: 29-622 (197 amino acids)
Source: RefSeq, a predicted model, not a curated record